UCAGGUAACAUACGUCAGCAACACGAGAACAAAAGGAAUCAUUUAGAAAUUUCAACUUCAAAACUUCCUUUUGGCCAAACACGGGUUUCUGCUGGUUGACAAAAUCUCUAUAGACAAAACGAAGAAUACAUAAUCAAUUAUCAAAAUGGUUCAGUCAUCAUCAGCAACAUCUGUUGGCUCAGGUGGGCGAUCCCCCAAAGCAGGUGGUGGUGCCCCCAAAUCAGGAUCAACAGUUAGAAAUAGGAAGGGGACCAGUGCAGCCCCUGCAAGGAGGACAACUGGUAGUUCACCACAAAACAUGUGGAGGUUUUAUACAGAGGAUUCCCCUGGAAUAAAAGUUGGCCCAGUUCCUGUAUUGGUCAUGAGUUUGCUGUUCAUCGCUUUUGUCUUCAUGCUUCACAUCUGGGGAAAAUACACAAGGGGUUGAAGAUUUUUCAUAAACUAGUUUAUAAAAAUUAUAUGUUGUGGUCCUCUGUAAAUUAUAUAUUAAAAAAUCAAAUAGGAAA
Messenger RNA from Rhopilema esculentum, 506 nucleotides. RefSeq names its product protein transport protein Sec61 subunit beta. Gene Ontology annotation, biological process: intracellular protein transport. NCBI's taxonomy places the organism in Eukaryota, Metazoa, Cnidaria, Scyphozoa, Rhizostomeae, Rhizostomatidae. Gene Ontology annotation, cellular component: Sec61 translocon complex. The record is from RefSeq and is a predicted model, not a curated record.